CGCGAGAUUUCGGUCAAUGACGUCACAGUGUUGCUAUCAAACAACUGUGGAAAUGAUGAACAGGUGAAAUAGAGUAUUAUCAAUAAUUAUGGCAUCAGUGAUCAAAACGAGUGCAGGUGAGAGGGUCGAUUUUGAUUUUUUCGAUACACCUAGAAACAAACUUGACGAAUCUUUGGAAUCGUUAAACGAGGACAACAGAAUUUUCGAAGUGCCUCCGGAUGAAAAGGGCAGUGAAAAACAUGGCGACGUAAGCUUCAGGGCCAAAGAAAAGAAAUAUUCUAGUUCAGAAUCGAGUGGCAGUGAGGUUGACAGUGAUAUAGAGUCUGAAUCAGAUAUAUCAUACAGCUCUGGUGGUUCUACAUCACGAGUACAGACUAAAAACAAGGGAAAGAAGAGUAUACGAAAGGCAGAUUCAGAUAGUUACUCGAGCGAUUCUAGUGCUUAUUCAGAUGAAUCUUCUGGUGAGGAAAGCAGAAUCAUUGAGGAGGAACGAAAGAAAUCUCAGAAGAAAGGGUCAAGAUAUAACCGACCUGAUGACAAAUCUAAAGAAGCAUGGGGACAUGGGAUUGAGAGGAUAAAUAUAACAAAGAAAACACCAUCUUCUGAAGAUCUAUCAAAUCAAAGGAAAGAUAGGAAGUCAGCUAGUGGUAAGUCAGGUUCAGACAGUGAAAUGACUGAUGUUUCUCCACUGCCAUCACCAAGAGAUUUAGACAAUGGACAUGUGCAAUAUUCUAAUCAAGUUAAUCAUGACUCUGGUGAGGUUCAACUUCAGAGCAAACAGCUUGACUUAAGCAUAUUAAUGGAAGCUGUGUCAGAAAUUGAUAAACAGCAACGAAUAAAGAGUAAUAGAAGGGUCAUGUUUGAGCCCCCUAAACCUCAGAGUGCUGAAAAGUCUAACUUCACUUUUGAUACUCAGAGAGUAAAGUUUAUUGAGAAAGAAAACCAAAGACUUUUGAAAGAAAUUAUGAGGCAUAUAGGACCAAAUCAAGGAAAGAAGAAAGGGCCACGUGAUCAUACACUAAGUGUGCAGCGCAUAACUCCUUCAGCAAUUAACAGACAAAGGGAACAGAGAAGAAUAGAAAUGGAAAACAUGCAAUUCUUGCAAAGACUGCAACACACAGGCCCAACCAAAGGCUUAUCACGAAAGGAACAGCUCAAAGAUUACAAGCACACAUUGCUUCAUGGAGUUCCAAUAGCAGCCAUGCACAGCUCACCUGUCUCAAACCAAACCUUUGUGGGUGGAAAUACAGCCCUUGGCUCUACCAUGGGAAGCACAGGUCAAAGGUCAAGGCCAAGUAGUGCUAAAUCUAAUGCAAGCACAAUUAGAUCUCGCCCUGGGAGUGCAAAAUCCAUAGCCAGUAGUAUUGUCAGUCGCCCAUGCAGUGCAAAAUCCACUUCAAGAUCUAUCCAUAAUCGCCCUGCCUGGAAUGACCGUUUUGCUUACUCUUAGGAUUUGAAUACAAAUGUAAUACUGUGAGAUGUUGAACUGCAUAUCUUUUUUCCUCUUGUAAUGGAAAUUUUUCUGAUAAGUUUUUGGUUUACAUAGAGAGGUGUGGAAUAUAAGGAACACCAGAAUGCUCAGAGAGUUUUUUUUUUAUGUACAAGGUACAGCUCAAUUGUUAUUAUUAAUAAGAUGAUCUUAUGAAGAAGAUUCUGCAUUCACAUAUUGUAAUAUGAUAUGUAAUCUUGCCCUGCAAGUACAAAAUUCACAGCCAGUAGUGUGCAAAAUCUACUCCAAGGUGUCCAGCCUGAAAAUGACCUCUUUCCUCAUUCUUGAGAUAAAAAAAAAUUAAUUUAUCUUUCAUAUGUUGAACUACAUUUGAAAAGUUUCAUCUUCAUGAAUGAAACAUGAUCUUCUUUGAUGAGGUUUUUGUUUAUACAGAGAGGUGGGAAAAUAUAAAAUGCUCAGAAUUUUUUUAUGAAUGUACAAGGUUCAUAAUGCAGCUCGGUUGUUAUCAAAUUGAUAAUUAUUGGAAAGACGGUUUUGCAUUUACUGAAUAUGACAUGGUUUAUUAAUGUCCUCGGAUGUCUCAAGUAUUAUUUUUGAUGUUUAAAGAGGUGAAGAACCCUCAAUGCAAUGAACAUUUGCUGUCACCAUAAUUUUCAUCAUAAGAAUGAAUUACAUUUUUCCUGUUUUGAAAAGUUCCAGAAUUUGUUGUUUUUUGACAUUGAUUUUCAAUUCAUCGUGGUCAAAUUUUAUAAAAAGCAUUUAUGUAGUUAAUAGCUUAGUUUGGUGCAAGUUGACAUCUGAGGAAUUAUUACUUGUGUGUAUAUGUCAUUUUUUUUUUAAAUUUCAUUUAGGAAAUUUUGCAAAGAAUUCUAUUGUGUAGAGCAGCUUCAGAAGAUUGAUGAUCACUACAAUGUUUGUAUUUUAAAUUAAUCAAGUGCUUAAUGUAAGUAAUGGACUGAGAAAAAUUGGGAGUUUUUAUGUAGACUGUAAAACUGUUUACAGAAUUUGGAUAUUGUUAACUCAUUGUAAUGUAGGAUGAUGAAUCCAUGUUGUAUGUCUUUCAUUUUAUAGGGCUGUCAUUGAUAGAUUUGAUGUAGAGAUGUUAUCUAGUAUUAUAAAAUGCUUUGAUACAUUAUACCUUUAUUGGGAAUGGAAACAUUACAGAUAUUUAAUACAUGUAAUUCAACUGAUAAUUAGCUGUAGGUUUAUAAAAUAUGGAGUAAAUAAUGUAAAACAUGCACUCAUUUGCAUAUUAUAUGGUUGUUAUAUUAUGUUCCAUUUAGCUAAAAGCUGUAUGGAGUGAUGUUUGAAACUAAUUUGUACUUAAAUACCUUGUAAUGGAAAAUUAUACAUAUAAGUCUGCUUAAUUUCAGUACAUAUUAUUUGAAUUUAUGAAUACUUUUGCUGUAGAAGUUUUGUUAAUUGAUAUAUUAAUGUUGAAAUUCUGUCAGUGAUAGCCCUAUUUUUAUUUUAUACAUUUUGUACAUGUCACACACUGUUUGCUCAGAUUUUUAUAAAUAUAUGGUUGUCAGAAUCAUGUUUUGUGAUGAUGGUGUAGUUUACCAGGGUAAGGGACUUAACUCUGUAAAUAUUUCUGUGAGUAGAGACAGCUUACAUAGAGAAAUAAAAAAAAUCAUUGAAUUAUUCAUCAUUUGUGAAUAGUAAACCAUAGCAAAGGAUU
Messenger RNA from Saccostrea echinata, 3131 nucleotides. RefSeq names its product cilia- and flagella-associated protein 97-like. The transcript has 2 exons. The record is from RefSeq and is a predicted model, not a curated record. Bases 89 to 1450 code for a protein of 453 amino acids. Gene Ontology annotation, biological process: spermatogenesis. NCBI's taxonomy places the organism in Eukaryota, Metazoa, Mollusca, Bivalvia, Ostreida, Ostreidae.